Molecule: messenger RNA, 1726 nt
Organism: Lytechinus pictus (painted urchin)
Lineage: Eukaryota; Metazoa; Echinodermata; Echinoidea; Temnopleuroida; Toxopneustidae
Product: gamma-glutamylcyclotransferase-like
Exons: 4
Coding region: 93-620 (175 amino acids)
Molecular function (GO): gamma-glutamylcyclotransferase activity
Source: RefSeq, a predicted model, not a curated record
UUCGCAAUAUAUUAAGACCUUUGGUAUUUAUUCAAGAAAGGAAUUUCCCUUUCUGAUGAUAUCCUUUAGAGAAGCAUAUUGUUUAGAAUAACAUGGACAGUGGUGCACUGAGUAAUGAUGGGGAUUCAUUUCUGUAUUUUGGGUUUGCCAGCAACCUGCUGAGAGCCCGUAUACACAUUGGUACCCCAACCGCGGAGCUAGUUGGUCCAGCUAAACUAGAGGGUUAUAGACUAUGUUUUCAAGUGUACCCCGGAUGGAGUGUAAAACAAAGUCUAUGGAACGGAGCCCCUGCCUCUAUUAUAGAGAGUCCUCAAGGCCACGUCUGGGGAGCAGUAUGGCGUCUCCAAAAAUCAGAUCUGGCUAAUCUAGAUCCGCCAGAAUCUAGCUAUAAAGCAUUUGACGUCACGGUGACGUCACCAGAGGGUAUGGAAUACGUUUGUCGCACCUAUCAGAUGAUGAAUGGCCAAGAGGAAGAACUUCCAUCACCAUACUACAUGAAGGUCAUCACAGAGGGCGCCGUAGAGUCUGGCCUUCCAAAAACCUACGUCGAGUUCUUAAGGUCAAUCAAGCACAAUGGACAGACUAACCCACCAGAUAUCAUGAAUGAAAUAUUCAAAUGAUCAAUUACUUAAUUUUAUCUAUUCUAUUAAAAAUCGAGCAUCGUGAACUGAAGCCCCGAAUCUGCAACAUAUCAGUUUCUCCAUGUUGUAUAUACCAGCAGGUAGGCCUACUAUAGGUUUGAAGACAGACACUUUCCUCAUUAUUUUGUAAUUCACUCUUUCUUGUACUUCUCUUAAUUAGUUCUCUUUACUUUUAUGUUUUGCUCUUUUAUAAGCGCCUUGAGCAUUUAAUCAAAAUGGAAAAGACGCUAUAUAAAUCAUAUGUAUUAUUAUUAUUAUAAUUAUAUACUGUAAAAAUAAUAUGUACUUAAGAAAACAAUGUUUGAUGCAUGAAGGUCAUCUGUAUCUACGAAUGCAAAAAAAUGGUUGUGAAAUUUUACUCCGAUCCCAUCGACCAGUUGCUGUAGAUCAAGGUGAAAAUACACUAUUGAAAAUGACCCAAAAAAAAUCCACAAAAAAUGUGUGCUUCGAAAUAGCUAGACUUUAUGUAUAUUCAUACCGGUCCAUUAAUCCAUUUUAAUAUCAUUCUAAUCAAUACAGAAAUUCUCAAGCAGAUUAUUAUAAUAAAUUUGGCCAUCUGGAUCCAUGAUUCUCAAGCAAGACAUAAAGCGUUUAACCCUCCAAUCUAGGAUGCUUCAAAAGAGUCCUCUAAGUUAUUGGCGGGAUGAAUCGUACGUGAAAAGUUCCUUUGUAUGCUUGAAAAUCGUAAGUCUAGAUGACUAGACAUAAUUCAAGAGUAUGAUUGAGUAUUUUCGUGGACGAAUUAUAAUUUACAACAGCUUUACAGAAAACUAGAUGAUCACGUUGAAUCCAUUCAAAUUGUGUCCUUUUUAAAAAGAAGAAAAAUUAAUAUGUGUGAUAAAGGCUAUCAUUGUAAUACUCAUUCUGACUAAUUCAGAUAAACAAUAUAUCACCAACUAUAAAUUGCAACUUUAAAGGUAUGCAAUACCGAUUAAAUUUAUUUUGCGAAAGGUUAUUUUAUGUCAGCGGAUUUUUAUAAAAGGAAUUUAGUAGUGGCUUCAUUGCUUUUCUUAUCACAUUUCCCAAUAGAUAUUCUGUAUAUGAAUUAAAUAUUUUAUUUGAGACAUAAAAAAAGCAUUUUUCUA